AUGUCGACCAGGGCGAGAGCAAGGCCAAAAGCGCUGCGGUUGCCAGUUCCAGACUUGCACAAGACGCUGCAGAAGUAUCUUCGUUCUGUAGUGCCACUCUUGCAAGACCAGGAGGCGCGCGGUGGGCCUGCUUUCGAUGUAGCCUACAAUGAGCGUGUACGGUGGGCGGACGAAUUCGAACAUGGUCUAGGAGCUGUCUGUCAGCAACGUCUACACGAACUCGACAGAGCGUCACCUCAUAAUUGGCUGGAUGACAACAUCUGGCUCAAGAAAGCCUACCACGAAUGGCGCGCACCACUUCUCGUGAACUCAAACUGGUGGCUCGCUUUUUACAACGAUAUUUCAGUCCCAUCCCAUGCUCUCACUUCACCGAAACCAGUGGGAGCAGCGGGCAUCACGUCUUGGCAGGUCAGAAGGGCUUCUUGGUUGGUCUAUCGCACUCUAGAGUUCAAGGACAAGUUAGAGCAACAAGAGCUGUACCCUGAAACGACAAGGACGGGUACAUGGUUCAGAGAAAACGCCCUCCGCACAUUCAACACCUGUCGCGUCCCCCAAGUCGACUGCGAUUUCCUCAGCUCCCACCCUCCACCCUCUUCCCCCGAUGCCCGUAAAAUCGUUGUCAUGAUCAGAGACUGGUUUUAUACCAUCGACGCUUACCAUCCAGACGGCAAACUCGUCUCGUCGAAUGAAAUGGAAAAGCGAAUACGACACGUCGUGCGAGAUGUCGAGACACGUAUGCGUGCCGGUGACGCUGCGGUUCCUGUUGGAAUACUGAGCUCGGAUGAGAGAGAUCACUGGGCAAAGAACCUCGAACACCUACUAUCACUGUCUCCGUCCAAUCACAAGACCUACACGACCAUCCAACAAUCUCUAUUCGCCCUGUCCCUCGAUCACUACACCCUCAACCCCUCUCUAUCCCCCCCACCACCAUCCACACCUACCUUCUCAUCUUCAAACUCGUCAUACCUGUCCCCACAGCCAUCACCACACACACCGCUCCCCAUCGACUCCGCCUCCGAGAUCGACUCCCACUUGCACAACAUCCGCUCCUCACUCAACGCCCACAACCGUUUCUUCGACAAAGCCUACACUCUCAUCGUCGAGUCUAACUCUCGAGCCGGAGCCAUGGGCGAACAUUCACCUUGUGAUGCUUUAGUGCCUAGUGUCGUGGCAGAGUACGCGAUCGUACAGGGGAUCGAGAGCGAGGCGUUUGAUUCGCCUGACCCUGAGGUUGAUUUUGCUGAUGAGGCUAAUGGGAAAGGGGAAGGUUGGGAGAGAUUGGAGUGGGUUACGGAUGAAUAUAUCGCGAGGGAGUGCGUCGAGGCGGAGAAGAGAGCGAAGGAAAUUAUCGCGGAUUCUGACGAUAGUAUGCUGUGGUUCGCGGAGUACGGUGCUGACUGGAUGAAGUCUAUCGCCCGACUCUCCCCGGACGCAUACAUCCAAAUGGCACUCCAGCUCGCAUGGUACAGAUCUAGAGGGACGUUCACCGCGACGUAUGAGACCGUGCUCACGAGACUCUUUGACCGUGGCCGGACGGAAACGAUCAGGACGCUCACGGCGGAUAGUAGAGCAUGGGUCCUGGCUAUGAACAAUGAGUCGUCUUCCCUCCGCGAACGCUUCGCCCUCCUCCGCCGUGCCAUUCAAACCCACACCUCACUCACCCGCGAAGGCGCCACCGGAAAAGGCAUAGACCGUCACCUUCUCGGUCUACGACUCAUGAUGCGUCCCGACGAGGGAGAAAAGUCGGAUUUGUUUGAGGACGAGGUGUUUGGGGAGAGCCAGACUUGGAAGUUGAGCACUAGUGGGUUGAGUGCGGGACAUUUGUUUAGGGGAACUGGGUUCGGAGCGGCAUACAACGACGGCUACGGGAUCAACUACAUCCUCUCCUCUGCAUUUCCGCCCCGUCCCUUCUGUCCAGACCUCUCCGGCCCCGAUAUGAUCAAAUUCGGAAUCGAGUCAAAGUACUCAUGUCCGCUCACUUCGACCGCGGCGUUCCAGGAGACUAUCGUCGCUGCGAUGCGGGAUAUGAAGCUUGUGUGCACGGAGGGUUUGACACUCGCGGAUGCGUCUCUUGGGCCUGUGAGUGGUGCUUCUGUGUCGGGGCAGGGACCGAUGGCGAGGCUGUAG
Stereum hirsutum FP-91666 SS1 is the source of this 2127-nucleotide messenger RNA. Its product is annotated as carnitine acetyltransferase. Gene Ontology annotation, molecular function: acyltransferase activity. The transcript is spliced from 9 exons. Lineage: Eukaryota; Fungi; Basidiomycota; Agaricomycetes; Russulales; Stereaceae. The record is from RefSeq and is a predicted model, not a curated record. The coding region runs from base 1 to 2127 and encodes 708 amino acids.